Rhizophagus irregularis DAOM 181602=DAOM 197198 is the source of this 1238-nucleotide messenger RNA. NCBI's taxonomy places the organism in Eukaryota, Fungi, Glomeromycota, Glomeromycetes, Glomerales, Glomeraceae. The record is from RefSeq and is a predicted model, not a curated record.
UUAGGACCUUCAUUUGGUUACACUCCUUCACAUCCAACUACAAUGGAUCCUAAUGGCACUUCUUAUCAUCAUGUUGCUUCUCAAUCAAAUCCAGAUGCUCAUCAUCUUGCUGCCAUUAACGCGCAUAAUAAGCAAGCUAUGAAUAUCUCUUCAAAUAAUCCUCAUCCUAGUAAUAUUAAAUCCUUACUUUCCCCACCAGAAUCUCCCGAUAUGGCUACCUCACAUCAACAAUCUUUAUUCGAUUCUUACGGAGCUCAAGUUCAAAGACAUGACGUAUCUCAACAUCAACAAUGUAGUUGUUACGCUAAUAAACCUUCCUCAGUUUAUUCAACAUCCGCUCCAGUAAUGAAUACUUACCAUCAACAACAUUCCGUAUCUAAUUAUAAUCCUUAUAUACAGCCAGUUCAAAGAUAUUCUUCAUUCACUUCAGCCAUUCAACAAAUUCCAAUCCCUUCUUAUGACCGUAAAUCUACCAUAUCCCCACAUUCUCUUACACGAUUAAAUACUCCAACCAUGGGAUUACCGUUACCAGCCAAAUUCGGUCAAAAAGGUCUUGUAGGACAAAUAUUACCAAGCGGAUCAGGAAAUAGAUAUCAAUGUCCAUAUUGUUCAAAGAGAUUUUCACGUCCAAGUUCACUUCGAAUUCAUAUUUAUUCACACACAGGUGAGAAACCUUUUGUAUGUACAGAACCUGGAUGUGGAAGAAAAUUCUCCGUACAAAGUAAUAUGCGACGACAUCUUAGAGUUCAUCGUUUAGGAAGACCUGUCAAGAAAACUAGAUACGAUGGUGAAGUAGAAGGCGUAAAAAUAUUGAACCCAACAGCAAUACUUCAAAGUUAUUAAACCAGUUUGGUACUCUAAAAAGAUUUAUUAUUUUUUUUUAUUAUCGUAAAUUUCUUUUUUUAAUAUAUAUGUACAAUACAUUUAGUUUAAUUAAACGGACAUUUUAUUUUUCUUUUUUCUUUUUCUUUUUUUUCGUCAUUUUCAUUUUUUUUUCUUUUCUUUUCAGAUAUGGGUGGGAACAAACGCGUAUGUUUCGAUAAAUUUAAAUUUUUUCGAAUCAAAAUUUCCUUUUUUAUUUUUAUUAUAAAAAUUUGGAUCUUCCCUUAUUUUUUCUUUUUUUUCUUAAGAAAUAAGAAAGAAGAAAGAAAAAGUUAAGAUUUAAACCUGUAACAGUAUCAGAACAAAAAAAGAUACCCUUUUCUAAAAAAAGGUCUCGCUUGACCUUUUUUUUUUUU